This is a messenger RNA of Pistacia vera, 1803 nucleotides long. Its product is annotated as probable S-adenosyl-L-methionine-dependent RNA methyltransferase RSM22, mitochondrial. NCBI's taxonomy places the organism in Eukaryota, Viridiplantae, Streptophyta, Magnoliopsida, Sapindales, Anacardiaceae. The record is from RefSeq and is a predicted model, not a curated record. Gene Ontology annotation, cellular component: mitochondrial small ribosomal subunit. The coding region runs from base 62 to 1594 and encodes 510 amino acids. The transcript has 12 exons. Gene Ontology annotation, molecular function: structural constituent of ribosome; methyltransferase activity. Gene Ontology annotation, biological process: translation.
GAGAGCUUCAAAACCUUGACACACUUUUGAGUCGGAUCCGCACCACCAACGGCACCAGAAAAUGGCUAGUCUAAUCCCUGAAACAACCCAGAAACUCUUCAAUCCGGAGACCCUCCGCUCCGCCGCCAAACAAUCGGAGCGCUGCCUUAUCGUCCCCGUCCGUCUCCGCCGUGCAAUCAAAAGAUACAUCCGAGAGCAAGAUGAGCCACACAUGAAGAGGAAAGUGUUGAGGUUGUCAGAAUCAUUAAGCGAAAUAAAGGGUGUGAAUCGGAUGCUAACAGAGUCCUCUUCAAAGGAGCGUUUUGAAGACCCUUUUAAGUCCAUGGAGCAAUCAAAGAGGUGGAAGAUCAAGAGCGCUUAUGGAGACAUUGGUCUUAAGUACAGGGACGAUGAGAGUAUUGCUUAUGUUGCUUCAAGAAUGCCUGCCGUUUAUUCUGCUUGUUAUAGAGUUCUCUCUGAGGUUCGAAGGAGGUUACCAGGUUUCUCACCUGCAAGAGUACUAGAUUUUGGUGCUGGCACUGGUUCAGCUUUCUGGGCAUUGCGAGAAGUUUGGCCUCGCUCUUUGGAAAAAGUGAAUAUAGUUGAACCAUCCCAAUCAAUGCAGCGUGCAGGUCAGAGCCUUACACAAGGCCUGGAGAAUUUGCCUCUUAUUCAUAGCUACGAUAGCAUUCAAGCGCUAAGUAAAGAUAUCAAAAAGUCUGAGAGGGAACAUGACCUUGUAAUUGCUUCUUACGUGCUUGGGGAGAUACCGUCGCUGAAGGACCGAAUUACUAUAGUUCGCCAACUUUGGGAUCUUACAGGGGAUGUUCUGGUUUUAGUUGAACCGGGUACACCACAGGGAUUUAGUAUCAUAUCUCAAAUGCGGUCUCAUAUAUUAUGGAUGGAGAAAAGGAAAAGCCGGAAAUCUGAAGCUCGUAAGUCUAAAGGUGUAAACAACAAAAAUUCGAACGAGGUCGCAACUCUCAGAAGUGGUGUGCAUAUAGUUGCUCCUUGUCCUCAUGAUGGACGUUGUCCAUUGGUGAAUUCCGGAAAAUACUGUCAUUUCGUUCAGCGUUUACAGAGGACAACAUCACAGCGUGCAUCUAAGCACACGAAGGGUAAGCCUUUACGUGGAUUUGAAGACGAGAAAUUUUGCUUUGUUGCUUUCAGACGUGGACAAAGACCUAGGGAACCCUGGCCGCUUGAUGGUAUGGAAUUUGAUACUUUGAAGGAGCAAAAUGCUAAAAGAAAUCCAGAAGAUCUUGAAAUCGACUAUGAGGAUCUACUUAAAUUACAAGCCGAAGCCGAAGAUAGGCGACAUGAGUUAGUAAAUCCAGUUUAUUAUGACUCUGAUGGUGAUGAUGAUGUUGACAAAGAUUUAGAGGUGGAAGAGAAAGAAGAUAAAACAGGCCGUGCUAAUGUUGGGGGUGGCUGGGGAAGGAUUAUCUUUGGUCCUGUUCAAAGGGGCAGGCAGGUUACCAUGGAUGUCUGUCGAUCAAUCAAAAGGGAUUGCUCAGAGGGCACAUUUGAGCAUGUUGUUAUGACACGGACCAAGAAUCCUAUAUUACAUCGUCUGGCUAGGAAAUCUUUCUGGGGUGAUUUGUGGCCCUUCUAAACCCAAAUUAACCUAUUUGUUUUCCUUUUAAUCACUAAUGUAAAUAGUUUAGUAUCAGUGAGAAAUCAUCUUUGUAUUUUGCCCUUAAAAAAUGCGAAUAUUUCAACAAAUGGUGAUCAAAUGUCAAGACUUGUAAUGUCACAAGUUCAUAUUCUUUGUAUCACAAAUUUUAUUUUAGAUAUAGAAUUGAAUUUCUACUUCUUGUCUCA